Messenger RNA from Trifolium pratense (red clover), 474 nucleotides. Its product is annotated as 40S ribosomal protein S11-1-like. The record is from RefSeq and is a predicted model, not a curated record. The transcript is spliced from 2 exons. The coding region runs from base 84 to 308 and encodes 74 amino acids. Lineage: Eukaryota; Viridiplantae; Streptophyta; Magnoliopsida; Fabales; Fabaceae.
AACAGAAACAAAACAAAAGGUUGAUCUCUAUCUCUAUACCUUGAAGUUUGCCGCACCAACUUAACCCUACAGCAAUUCCAACAAUGGCGGAACCAAAACAGGUUACUAUUAGGCAACCAACAAUUGCGGAACAAACUGAGAAGGCUUUUUUGAAGCAACCGAAAGUGUUUUUAAGCUCGAAGAAAUCUGGAAAGGGGAAGAGACCUGGAAAGGGUGGUAAUCGAUUCUGGAAAUCUGUUGGCCUUGUUUUUAAGCCUCCAAGAGAUGCUAUUGAUAAAGAUGAGAAGAACUUAUUCUUUUCGAUCUAACAAACUAUUUUAUGCUUGUUGAUAAAGAUGCUUUAAUAACUAUUGAAUGUGAUCCUGCUUGUAGUUCUUAUAGAAAAAAUGAUAAGCAUGUUUCUUCUAUUAUGUAAGACAGUAAAAUUGAAUAAUAAGAAACUUUCUUGUAUUGGGGGAAAAACAUUGUACAAUU